Aspergillus aculeatinus CBS 121060 is the source of this 675-nucleotide messenger RNA. RefSeq lists its product as uncharacterized. The annotation marks the transcript as partial. The transcript is spliced from 2 exons. The record is from RefSeq and is a predicted model, not a curated record. NCBI's taxonomy places the organism in Eukaryota, Fungi, Ascomycota, Eurotiomycetes, Eurotiales, Aspergillaceae.
GUGGCACUGGGCGCCGUCCUGCCUGCUGCUCUUCAGAGCGGCACCAAGGUGGCCAAGCGCGACUCGUGGGGAGGCAGUGUGUCGCUGGGUCCCACCAAGUCCGACAUCAUCAAUGCGGUGACCACCCUCAUCCCCGGCACGGCCCCUGCCACCCAGAACGGCGAGCUCUUCCUCUGGCCUGGUAUGAGCAACGGCACUGGAGACCUCAUCCAGACCACCAUGGAGAGCUGGCCCAGCAACGCCUGGUGCGGUGCCACUACGGGCCAAUGGUGUGUGCGCGCCAGUAUCUUCGGUUCCUUCGGCCAGCUCGAUGGCACUGGCUCCGCUGUCAGCGGUGACGACCACGUUCGCAUCGAGUACAACCUGCUUUCCGACGAUAACACCUGGGUGCAGACGGUCACCAAUGCCUUGACUGGUGCCGCGCUGUCCAACUACUCCUACGCGUCGGGUCCUUACAUGACUGGUUAUGGAACAGGCACCGAGUGCGACUCCGACUGCACGGGCACGGUGGCUGCUCAGGUGUACCUCAACACCACCAUCACCCUCCGUGAGGCCGACACCACCUUUGGUGACACUAUCGCGACUGGCGCCGGCGCCACCUACACCGGCCUGAGCUCGAGCGAGGGUGGUAAGGUCUGGACCAUUGCGACCAUCAACAUCCCCGCCAUGGGAUCG